Plenodomus lingam JN3 is the source of this 1131-nucleotide messenger RNA. RefSeq lists its product as uncharacterized. The record is from RefSeq and is a predicted model, not a curated record. NCBI's taxonomy places the organism in Eukaryota, Fungi, Ascomycota, Dothideomycetes, Pleosporales, Leptosphaeriaceae.
AUGGCCGCCCAGGAGUCGCCAGCCGAGAUGCUGAGGCCCUCGACGCCCACGGCUACACACACGACCUCACCAUCGGCAUCGACAUCAACGAAUCAAGAAAAAACCACUCUGCAAGUCCCUGGCAUCCAAAUCAACGGGAACGGUGACGGCGACGAUGAACGCCAACCUCGCAGCACAGAACCUCGCAGCACAACGGCUACCUUGAACGCACCCAGCGCUAACCCCAGCCGAGCACCCUCACCCAGCCUGCUCUCCCAAUACCCACACACACAAGUCACAUACGAUGACCCCGACUUCCGCACGCCACCACCGCUUGGCUACUCGUUGCGGCCGCGCAAAAAGUCCAUUUUCUGGUUCUGGACGCUCAUCGUGGUCGACUGCAUCUUCAUGCCCAUUGGCCUGUACUUUGGCAUGUGGUAUGGACUCUCGCGCGACCAACUCUCCGCCAACGCCGUCUUCAGUAUCAGUACUGCUCUGCUCGGAACCGUAUCGAUUGUUGAAUACUUCAUUCGCUUCUACAGACUAUGGAAGAAACAAUCCAACUGCAGAGUCAUUGGUGCGCAGCGCUGGUAUCUCGAUUGGUUCCACUGGAAUCUCUCCUUUGGAUGGUUCUUCGUCAUGAUUGAACUCAUUGCCGGCACUUGUCCCCACGACCCCCCCAUCCGCGUCCUCGCCAUGCCCGCAGCGACCAUGCUCUUCGUCAUCGGCUGCCAACUCCUCCUCAUGGACGUCCUGCGCAUCAUGAAAGUUCCCGCUCCAUGCCGCAUCUCAUCGCUCCCUGUCGGCGCGCCCCUCCGCCCCGGCAUCUACGCCUACAUCGAAGACAUAUGCGCCGUCGACGGCUCCGGUGGCACCGAAUUCCGCCAGCGCUUGAACCUGCGCUACCAGGCGAGCAAGCACUUCCGCGAGAUGCUGCACCGACAGACGCUAUUCUGGGCGAUUGGCGCGAUUAUCUGUUCGGCGGUGACGACUGCGAUUGUGUUCACAAUUCAGAGGGAUGCGGCUUAUGUGGUCGGUUGGGUCCUUCCUUUCCUCUGGGCAGGCAUCUGGACCGCCAUCACGAUCCCCUGGGUCCAGCGCGAACUCAAAGUCGAAUACGAGCAGUGGACUACUGCGAAUUUCAAGGCUUGA